Messenger RNA from Pseudo-nitzschia multistriata, 609 nucleotides. NCBI's taxonomy places the organism in Eukaryota, Bacillariophyta, Bacillariophyceae, Bacillariales, Bacillariaceae. The record is from the annotation of a GenBank genome assembly.
CAAUACCAAGCAAAUCUCUAAUAGCAAGCAAAACCAUGAAGCUCUCUGUCUGCAACAAGAACAACAACGCCCUGCUCGUGGCGCUGCUCGCCACCUCGCUGCACAUGGUGUGGGCCGUUACCUCUAUGUUUAAUUAUGGCGCGCAGGAAGAAUGCUCAAGCGUGGGCGGGAUCUGGGAGCCAUAUCCUAGCCAGAGCGCCGAAUGCACUGGCCCAGACAAAGAAAUCUUACCAAUAUCUCUUGACGGGUACGGGAAUUGCUUGAACAACGCGGGUGCCUGCGCACUCGAGAGAAAUUGUACAGACUUACCCAUUGCCGCCGAAGAAAUUGAAGAUUUGUUGCGUUUGACGGGGAAAGAGGGAUAUACGUGCAAUGAUUCUGUAGACUAUACCGAAGGUCCCGAAGCUGAAGCUGACCCUACCAAUGUUACGACCAUCGAACCCGAUCCCAUGGAGUCGGCCGCUCCUUUGGUCGGCGCCUUUGCCUCGGCCUCUAUCACUGUGGGCAUGGCUGUUGCAAUGAUCUUAUAAAAUCAAGAGCAAGUCAACGGCUUCUUGUUCAUCGCUGGUUCUGUUGGUCCGAAUAACCGAAUAACCCUUAAAAUAGCAU